UCGAUUACGACUUACACCAGCUGUGUGUCCGUAUAGAACUGUCAGCCAUCGAUUACAAACGAUUUUUGCCGUUUUGGAAGAGCAACGUUUUGCGUUUUGUAAACCUGUGCCCGUUCUCUUCCGUGCCGUGCUCAUAUAAUAUCAUCAGCGAUACUGUUUCUCAGCUGCCUCGUACAAACCCAACCAGAGAUAGACAACAACAUUUGUCACAACAUGCCGCCUCAGACAAGCGGGGAAACUACCAGCGGGGAGAGUACCAAUAGUGAACCGUCAAAUCAGAAUGAAAUUCCAACAGUUACCGUAGCCAUGCCUUUUAUACAUGUCGGCAUACAUGGUCAUUCCAGUACUAAUACUGGUUUAUAUGCUACAACAACAAAUCAAAUGAUUGAAGGCGAAGAACUUCCACCACCAAAACCAGAUUUCACCGCGCCACCUCCUUAUGAAAUUGCUACCAAAUUGCCCAGUUAUGAAGAGGUGCAACGUGAAAAGACUCUGCAGGGCGAGCCCCAGCCUCAAGUACAUAUGUCAGGGAAUAUUAGAUCACCGCAACAACCUCUGACAAUAUUGGCUAUAGAUACAGAAGCCGCAGAAGGAGAUCCAGAGAGUGGUUUACUUGGAACAGAUUUUAUGUUCUUCACAGCAUUUCUUGUCGCAUUUUUGUUCAACUGGAUUGGAUUUCUUUUACUAAUGUGUUUCUGCCAUACUAUUGCCUCUCGAUAUGGUGCAUUAGCUGGUUUCGGAUUGUCUUUAACAAAGUGGACACUCAUCGUCAAGCAUUCCACCGAUCUUGCUUCGCGAGAGAACUCAUGGUUAUGGUGGUUGAUAAUGGCAUUUGGAGUUUUAAUCUGUGUACGUUCCAUUAUUCAAUAUCUGAAUAUCAAACGCGGUUGGCGACUAUUAUCCGGCAGCGCACAGGAGCGUUUACUGUUUUUCUAUUAAAAAAAUCGAUUCAAUCUGCACUUUCUAUUCAACUUGGCUUCAGAGCAAACAACAUUUCUAUAUGGAAUCGUAUAUUUGUAUAAUAUAUAACCGACAUCCUUGUGAGAAAGAGCGUCGUCAUGUAGAACAUAAUAUCUAUCAUUAAUUGUGUAUCUAUAUAGAAAAAAGAGAAAAAUUUUAGAAUUCAAUUUGCCAAAUUCACUAUAUAUAUAUUUAAAAAACAGAUAAUAUGCGAAUGACAAACAAAGAAGCUUGAGUUUUUGCACAUAUAUACUGAUUCACAAAAUAAACUGUUUUGUGAUGAUCUAUAAGGUAGAUGGAAAAAUAGAAUUGUACAUUUUUAUUGCUCAAAAUAAUAUAAACAAUGCUUGAAAACCGA
Messenger RNA from Pseudomyrmex gracilis, 1318 nucleotides. It is a transcript of the gene Ndfip, whose product is annotated as NEDD4 family-interacting protein 1-like. The coding region runs from base 214 to 939 and encodes 241 amino acids. Gene Ontology annotation, cellular component: endoplasmic reticulum; Golgi apparatus; perinuclear region of cytoplasm. The record is from RefSeq and is a predicted model, not a curated record. Gene Ontology annotation, molecular function: WW domain binding. Gene Ontology annotation, biological process: metal ion transport; positive regulation of protein ubiquitination; vacuolar transport. NCBI's taxonomy places the organism in Eukaryota, Metazoa, Arthropoda, Insecta, Hymenoptera, Formicidae. The transcript is spliced from 6 exons.